Messenger RNA from Porites lobata, 7639 nucleotides. Lineage: Eukaryota; Metazoa; Cnidaria; Anthozoa; Scleractinia; Poritidae. The record is from the annotation of a GenBank genome assembly.
AUGGCUGCCUCAUCCAGUCAACCUGAGACUGUGAAAUCAGAAUGCAGUCUGGACAAUCCAAAGGUUCAUUCUUUUUUCUUAAUUCUUUUUACAAUUAGCUAUAUUUUAUUCCCAUUGCACUAUAUACAAUGUUAUUUCAUGGCCUUAGAAGAGAACUUUAUGAUUAUGUGUCCCAAAAAUAAACAUUGAAAGUUGCCAGAUGCUGUGUAAAAACUGCUUUCGUCAAGAAAACAGAAACCUACAUGCGAUGGUGUGAUCAUGUCCUUUUGGUGCAUAGAUGUGGUGAAAAUAAGGAAUGCAGUGGACCUUACAUUUGGGGCAUUUGUUUGUUUGAUUAAUAAUAAAAUUUGAGAAUAUUAUAUUGUUGAUAUGCCUAAUUAAUUCCUAUUUUUUUGUUUUGUCUAAAGACACUGUAAUACCAACUGUAUGUGUUACUGUGGUGGGAAAUUGAAGUGAAAAGGUGGCUAUUAUAUCCCUAUAAACUUAGUUUGCAAUUUAUGUACUAACAAUUGACAGUUCCCAAACCUGCUAUGUUUGUUGGUCUUGUCUCUCCUAACUAUUCACUUUUAUUGUUAUCGUUUUUGUAGGCUUGCUAUUCUGAGACCGGUGAUCCAGUGUUGCAUGUUACUCUUCUUGGUGGUGAGUGGGGUUCAUCUGCUGGUGGGUUGUCAACAAUAAACAGAGAGCUUGCUAUUCACCUUUCAAAUCAUUCAGCGGUGAAGGUUUCUUUGCUUGUCCCAGAGGGAGCUUGUAACACUGAAGAAGUAAGAGAAGCAGGUGGCUAUGGAAUCACCAUUGUUGAGGCAAAAGAACGUCCAGCAUAUGAUCGUCUUGAUUGGUUGAGCAUCCCACCCCAGGACCACUUCAUGGACAUCGUUGUUGGUCAUGGCGUUAAACUUGGUAGACAAGUACAAUUCAUUAGAGACUCUACUCGAUUUCCAAAAUGUAAAUGGGUACAAGUGGUUCACACCGCUCCAGAGGACCUGAGCAGAUACAAAUGCUACAGUGACCCCAUUUCAAAAGGUGAAACAAAACACGAAUCAGAAGUUGAACUUUGCAAACUUGCUGAUCUUGUUGUACCUGUUGGGCCCAGGUUGAAAGAAGCCUACACGUCAUAUUUACAGCGAUGCAAGACAGCUGAUCGAGACGUUUUAACCAUUACUCCAGGUCUUUUUCAAAGGGAGUUUGAGGAUUUAGUCGCAAAACAGGAUCCUAACGAGGAUGGUGUAUUCAAAGUGUUGUUAUUUGGUCGUGGGGAUGAUGAGGACUUUGAACUCAAAGGAUACAACAUUGCUGCUCAAGCGUUUACUGAUCAGCGGCUAAAAAACAAACCUUAUCAUCUAAUCUUUGUUGGAGCACCUGAAGGAAAGCAAGAAGAGGUUAGACAAAAACUUCUUCAGUAUGGUAUUGCAGAAGCACAGUUGACUGUUAGAAAAUUUAUACAAAGUAGAGACAGACUGAAAGAUUUGCUGUGUGAAGCUGACCUUGUAAUAAUGCCAUCAAAAUCUGAGGGAUUUGGUCUUGUUGCACUUGAAGCUUUGUCUGCGGGUUUACCCAUUCUUGUUGGUAGUAAUUCGGGAAUUGCCAAAGCAUUAGAAAAUGUUCCUAAUGGUGACAAAUGCAUCGUCUCUAUUGAUGAUCCUGCAAAAUGGGCAGAAUCAAUAAAAGCUGUUCGUGUCAGGCAUCGAAUGCGCCUUGAAGAGAUUAAAGCACUCAAAGCGUCAUAUGGAGAGAUGUACAGUUGGAAGGAACAAUGCGAAGAGUUUGUGCAGAGAAUGUGGAAAAAGGUCAAGGGUAAGAGGUGUUGCUGUGAAACUCAUAAAACUAGAGUGUAUGGACAUGAAAAAUAUUUACUGAAUGCCAUUGACUGUUGCAAGGAAACAGCCGAGUAGGCUUGAGAAAAUUAAAAACUGGUUGGUGGGUUUGACAUUUGCUUGUCGGUUUCUUGAACAAUUUAAUCUCGUACCCAGAUCUGGGUUCAAGGUUAUGAACAAUAAUUAUUGUGAUUGGUCGACUGAUUGGUCACUACACAAUCAAUUUCAUGAAGUAUUUCAGGUGUACUUGUUUUUCUCAGCUCACAAGCAAUUAGUUCUGACAAAUUGAUUUUAUAUUUUAGUGUUUUAGUACUGUUAUGGUUAUGUAGUUUUUUACAUGGUGGCUAUACGGGGCACUACAGUCUGUAAUUAUGCACCCUUUUGAAAUAUAGUGUCAUUUAUUGAUUCAUAGUAAACAUUAAUAGUACUUUUACAACAUAAAGUGAUACAAAUGAAUGGAAUUUUUCAGUUUUUGGUGCUGGGGACUAACAAGCUAAUUAUUUCUUUGACCAUUCGAGGUACUAAUUGUCUGCAAAUUAAUAAGUAUUAUGCGUGAAUGUUCUGUUAUAGCCUGUUCCAGGCUCUCAGAUAGUGGGGAAGACGCGAAAGUAAAAGGCACGCGAAAAGUUGGCGGGUCAAAAAAGAGGAAAAGGAAGGGAGCCGCCCUUCCUCUCCCCAGUUUCCUCCCGUUUUACUUUCGUCUUCGCGCUUUCUCAAUUCAGCGGGCCCUACUAUUUCGGAGCCUGGAACAAGCUAGUUCUAUUAUGAAAAGUAUAGCUGAUGAAAUAAGUACAAAGUAGGCAGUCCACUGUCCAGCGUGAAUCCUAAAGCACUUGCCAUUCCAGCACGCCUAGUGAAUUUUAACUUUCUUUAAAACAACCCUUAAGUUUCUCUUAUUAUUAUUAUUAUUAUUAUUAGAAAUUUGUACUGCGUAGUUUCUAUGAAAAUAUUCAACUGCGCUCUCCAGCGAAAAGGAACUUUCAACUUUGUACCCUCGAAAUAAAAGUAUUGUUGUAACCAAUCAACAGGGUCAUCCGAAAACGGCAACAAACGAAGAAUCAAAGAGCCGCUUGUUGAAGAAAUUUUUCUUGGUAAAAGUGCUGAAAAGAAAGCCCCUUUUGGUGCAGGAGGUCAAACUGAAAUAUCUCAGUCUCAAAGUGGGCGUAAGCGUAAAAUUUCAGGACCUUCGUCUUAUCCAGGUAUAUACGUAAACACGUUAUUAAUUUUGACAAUUUUGCUUUCUCCUGCUUCUGUCUUGUGGUGCAUGAGCAAAGGGUGGGGUGUUUUUUCAGGUUACAGACUGGAGGCACCUUUUCCUACACUGAGGAGAGUUUACCGUUUAAUUUUAAGCAGUGAAAAAAUUGAUUUGAGUGAUUGAAACUAACCUACUGUUAUGUUACCCGAAUUAGUGCAGCGUUUUCAUGACAAGAAAAUAAACUAUUGCAAGAAGAAGUAAUUAGGAUACUGCCUAUAUUUUGAUAACACGUACCUUCUCUGUGUUACUAUCUUUUACUUUCAGACAUUGUUACCAGGCACUGUUACCAGGACCUUACUGAUGAACAGGAAGAAAUAAUCCAUGAAACUCUAACAAGACAAAUACAAUUGUACACUAAAUAUCGUAGGGUUUCAACAGCCGAUGGGGUGUCUGCUCUGAUAGAACAUAUACAGGAUGCGUACAACUUGGCCUUGAAAUCUGUGGGUGUCGGAUCUCUCGAAAUAACAUUUCAGUGCACCUCCCUGGAGAGUCUUGAAUGUUUGUGGUGUGAUUAUCAGUCUGGGCACCUUAAUAAUAUUGCUCAGAGAUACCUUGUGACUGAUGACAUAAAGAACAAACUGAACUUGGAGAAUGUCAGGUUGGAGACAACUAUUGAAGACGAAAACUACCGGAUUUGUAAGGAGAUUCUAAUGGAAAAAUCAUGUAAGCCUGAAAGCUCUUUGUAAGAAAUUGACUUCAAUUUAAACUCAAACAAUUGAAAGCUGAAAUCAGUGACCUGAAAAUACAAUUUGCUCACUGAAGGACACAAUUUACAGGUUACACCUUUCUACUUAAAACCCUGAUAAAAAUGCUGGUUUUCUUUGUUUUAUGCAUCUCUACAGCAGCUAUCUAAGAUCAAAAGAGACAGAGUUCAAAUAAAUUAUUGCAAUGAGGGGAGAUGUCUUAAAUAUGAGAAUAAUAUAAAAUCUCCCAAGCUUGUUAUUACUUUUCUGAAACUGUUUGCAAUAAAUUGACAGUGCAUGAGAAAUUAGUUGACCUCUCAGCUGAAUUCUUUGGAUUCUCAUAUUUCCUCUCAAACGCAGCCUUUGAUUUUAAAAUCAGGUCAGCAAGUGAAACAGAUGAAUGUUUGUAGGGGGUUUUCACUUUUUAUGUUGCGUACAGUAAUUUUGCCUGCUGUGAGUAUUAUUUUUUUGAACAGUACAUUUACACUAGAUAUGUCAUUUAGUAGUGAUUUCUCUCUUUCAGCCGAAUCAGAUCAAGAGACAGCUUCACUAACGAUUGACAAAAGCCCAGUUAAAUGUGAGGUAGGCCGCCUUUUACAUACGAUUAAAACUGAAAAUAGCUGAAGACCUAGAAAAUAAAAAAUCGAGCAGUGCGUCUUGGCUGUUUGUUAAACUAUUGUUAAGGGGAUGGUAAUGAAAAGAUGUUCAUCGCGUCAGUGUUAUUUUAUGAGGGUUGCAAUCUGCGUUUUGUUUUUGCGCAAAGCGAUCGCGAGCGGAGUCCCAUAGCUAAGACAAUUUGUUGAUCUACCCACCGCCAAAAUUUUAGUAGUCACUUGGCCGUACGUUUGCCCGCCCGUCUGUACCACAGGUAAAGCAAUGUAAAUUGUCACCCUCUCUAGCUUGUAUGGGAGCCUGCAACCUGAUAUUGCACAUAUAUGUUGUGGUGAAUUGACAGCUGUCAAAACAGGGUAUCCACUGAUCGAAUUUACUUAUACUGAUUAGUAUCACGUGACCAUGUCGUGGGCUUAGUUGUCGACCCACCGUGGGCACGCGUUUUUUUUUUAAGUUCUCCGCUGAAAAGUUACUAGUUCUCAACUGAUGGCAGGCUCAUCAUCUUUGCAAUGGUUGCAAAAAUAAUUGUUUGAAGUAAAUAUUUAACAAUUAAUGAAUGAGGCUGAGUAUCUUAUGAAGAAUUAUGGAAAUCGAGGAGGGUGUUAUCCGUCGAGGCCGUAGGCUGAGGUGGAUAACACCCUCCGAGAUCUCCAUAAUUAUUCAUAUGAUACGAAAGCCGAAUUCAAUAAUUGUUUUAUUAUUCAUUCAAAAGAGUUCCUACUUUUAAAACAUAGCUCAAACAAGCUUACCUGCAUCGAUGUUAAGUUUAUCGUCGAUAGUUGACGUUUAGGUUUGUCCAGCUCCGCAAAUAUUCUCCAAAUAGCAGACGUCGCCCUCCGAGUUGUCUUCUUGCUGUUUUUGUUAUGUUUUUAGCCAUUGUUUCGCCUAGCUCCAGCUGUAGUUCUUACUCUUGAAACGAGUGAGGAGUCCGCCAUUUUAGUUUUUACAACGAAAACAACUCAAUCUCGUCCCCAGGUCUUCUCGGUUAACGGUGCCUUAACCUAUAGAAGGCUGCAUUUUUGACGUCAUUUCCUCGUUAAACACAAAAUGCCUCCAAAUUUGGUCAUCAGUAACUGGUUAUGGUGAAUUAUGUGUGUGCUUUUAGCCAAUCAGAAUUGGGGAAAUAUUUUGAAUGAAUAAUAAUAUAAAUUUAGUAACAGGAGAUUCGCCUUUAGCCUUGGCUAAAUCUGUAUAUUGGCUCAAUUAAUGUAUCGUUGUUUUCUAAAACCAUAAGACAACUUUGAAAGGAAAGUGUCGCUAGGUGGCUUUUAAUCAGUUAGAUGUCCUAUUUUUGUCUGUAGAAGUGCUUCUUUAUAAAACGUUCGGCUUUUAAAAUAUUGCAGAACUGUUUGUAAAUAUAGUUUUUAAUCAUCCUAGAACAAGGAGCUGGUCCUGACUCAUAUGGAGAGAGCCGAGAACGCAAAAGUAAGUUCAGUGAGAUAUGUAUUGUAGUGUGCGCUCGUUGUGCAUUACACUUGAUGAAAGAUUGGAAAAUGCCAAAUUGAUAAGCGGCUGAGUUUGAUUAAAGUACAAGUCGUUACCACUUUGGCAUUUUUGACAGCCAGGAGUUUAUUCUGAGUUGCAACGUCGCAAACCCUUUCACUGUAGAGCGCCCUGGGGGAUGUUUGCUCAGGUCUGAGUUAAUAUCUCCAGUAUCCAUACAGAUACAAAUAAUUGGCAAUUAUUGAACGAGGUUGAGCAAAAUAUCGUGAUUUGUCAGUGGUGAGCAGAUCAAUUAUUUGCCGAAGCCGAAGGCUGAGGCAAAUAACUGAUCUGCGAGACACUGACAAAUCACGAUAUUUUGCGAUAACCGAGUUCAAUAAUUAUUUUAUCGUUCGAUCACUGAGUUUGUUUUUUAAUAAAUAAUAUCUUCGGAAAGCGGUUAGCGCGCGCUGCCUUCCAGGAGUAAUGACAGAGAUCACACAAACGAGCAAGGAGCAAGCGUGGUUUCAUUUACGCAUGAGCAGAAUAAUGUUUGCAGCCAAAAACGGUUAAACGACAUUGCGCAUGAGCACACCAUUAUUUGUAGGCAGUUAUUUGCAGGUCACGUGGUGGGCUCUCGGCCAAUGAAAAGGAAGAAACAUUUGCAUCGAAUGAUAAUAUAGUUUUCGAAUGGACAGACAUUUGCUAGUGAAUCCCGGUUAAGGUUGUUAUGUCGUAACAAAUAACCGAGAGGAAGGUUUGUAGACUGAUGGAAAUAGAGAAUACUUCAUGGCAAGUGCUGGCGUACGGUAUUUACGCACGAGUUGUUGACGUAUCAGAAAUCGAGCGAGUGAGCGCAGCGAACGAGUAAGAUUUCUGAUACAAAAACAACGAGUGCGUAAAUACCGUACAAAGCACUUUCCAUGUGGUAUUGUGUUUAUUAUAUACAUACCGAGACAUUCAUCAUUUUGGCGGCCUUUUUAUUUUAAAUCUUUCAAAAAUGCUUAUAUGCCGCUACACACUUGCCGCAAAAUGACAACGAAAACGAAGUAUCAGUUUUUUAGUAAAAACGUUUGUUAAAAACAUAAAUGACGGUAAGGAUAUGAGGUAAUCCAAGAACUAUAAGUAAUCUUAACUGUUUGUUGUCAAUGCACAAUUGAAAAUGAGUGAAUUUAAGUAAAAUGGCCGGUUUCAAUAUAAGCUUAAGCUUACAUGAAAGGCAAAGUAGCUCCGACAAAAAGCGCAACAAAAGUUUACGUCUCGUUCUGUUUUUCCCUUUCCGCUGUUGUUUCGCCGGCUCUCUACCGUUUUCUUUAUCGACAGUGAAACAAACGAGACUAUUCCACUCCAUUUCCGAAAUGUUUUUCACUUUUUUAGCGAGAAAAACUCUUUGAGUAAAACUUUUCUCGUUGAAUGUGUGCGAAGCGGCGCUGCAAGCUGCAAUAAAAGGCGGGAAUUUUAGCGCGAAACUCCCACGCCUCUAUGGCCUCUGAUUGGACGUAUCAUUUUUCUCACACGUGAAAAAACAUCGUUCGCGAUUCUGAUUGGACGUAUCAUUUUUUUCACGUGUGAAAACCAUCUUUCGCUCCUCUGAUUGGCUAGAACUAAUUUGCGUACGAAAAUUUACGACAUAGCUUUUUGGUGAGUAUUUCUCAGUAUGUAUAUAAUAAUUGGCUUUUAUCAACUGGUGUGAUUUUAAGUGACCGUUUCUUAAUUACUGUCUCGUUACUCGAUAUGUUUUUAAUCAGGCGUCGAGAGGCCCUCUACAUAAGGCUGCUGUCAGUGGAGAAUACAAGACGGUCAAAAUGCUUCUUCAAAAUGGUGAAGAUGUGGAUCAAAGAGAUCAGGUUUUA